CGUCUAGUUCAUCUUCCUCCACACAUCAUUCACCACCUCUCUUCUCUCUUAUUCUAUUCUUCACCGCAGCAGCAAUGGCAACUAUCAAGGUCUACGGCCACCCUUUCUCUCCCGCCGCGAGAAGGGUUCUUGUCUGCCUUGCAGAAAAGGACCUCGAUUACGAGAACAUAACGAUCGAUUUUUCAACCGGCCAGCACAAGAAGGAGCCCCUAAUCUCAAUCAACCCAUUCGGGCAGGUGCUGGGAUUCGAAGAUGGCGAUUUGAAGCUCUUCGAAUCUCGGGCCAUAACCAGAUACAUUGCACAUGCCUAUGCCGACAAGGGAACUCCACUAAUCUCGGAUGAUCCGAAGAAGAUGGCAAUCAUCGGACUUUGGCUGGAAGUGGAAUCUCAGAAAUUCGACGCCGCUGUCCAGAAACUGAGCUACGAGAUUCUGGUGAAGCCCAUGAAGAGGAUGGCCGUGGAUGAGGGUGUCAUCGAGCAGGGCCAAGCCGAGUUAGCGGCGGUUCUUGACGUGUACGAGACCCGGUUGGCCAACUCAAAGUACUUGGGCGGCGAAGACUUCUCUCUGGCCGAUCUGCACCACAUUCCGAUCAUAGCCAACUUGUUAAACACCAAGGUUAAGGCCGUGUUCGAGUCUAGGCCCUGUGUCGCCCCCUGGGCUGCCACGCUCUUGGCGCGCCCCUCUUGGAAGAAGGCUACUGGGGCUUAGAAGAUCCAAUUGAUGAUAGCUGAAUCUGCAUAUGCUAUCUAUCAUUGUUGUUGGUUUAGUGUUGAAUGAGUUGGAGACCAUUCUAUCAUUCUCAAUAAACUUUGAUUUUGCA
Salvia splendens (bonfire salvia) is the source of this 822-nucleotide messenger RNA. RefSeq names its product glutathione S-transferase. Gene Ontology annotation, cellular component: cytoplasm. Gene Ontology annotation, molecular function: glutathione binding; glutathione transferase activity. Lineage: Eukaryota; Viridiplantae; Streptophyta; Magnoliopsida; Lamiales; Lamiaceae. The record is from RefSeq and is a predicted model, not a curated record. Bases 75 to 710 code for a protein of 211 amino acids. Gene Ontology annotation, biological process: glutathione metabolic process. The transcript has 3 exons.